AUGAGCGAUCUUUUCAACAAAAAAGUGCGCCGAAAUUAUCGAUCAAAAGCACGUGAUUCAGACGAGGAAAUUCCCAAUGAGCAAGAGAGCUUGUACGAACAGGGUGCCAAGGGAACAUUUAAUGCGCCAUCUGAUGCCUCGGGUGUGAAAAAGUCCAAAAGUGUGCUCAGUUUUGAGGAUGAUUUAGAUCCAGACGAUGGUGAUGAAUUUAAAGUGAAGAAAAGCAACUUGAGCCGUCGGUUGAAUAAACAAACAAAAGAACACAAAAAAAAACGACCGAGUGACAGUGAUAAUGUCAUUAAAGUUGUUAGCCGAAAAGAACCGAUUGAGAAAAAGCCUGAACCGCCAGAAGAGCCGGUGGAUCCGGAAGAAAAUCUUGAGCGCCUUCGCAAGCAACUGCUUGAUUUGGCCGAAGAAGAAGACCAAGCAGAACCGGCUCCCGUAUCUGACGGUGUUAAGGUUAAUCCACUGUUGCAAAUCAAGUCAUGUUUAACUUAUGUGGAAAAACGCACCAACGAAGAAAAUGUGCAGUCAUACAAACGCUACUAUCCAUAG
Echinostoma caproni is the source of this 555-nucleotide messenger RNA. Lineage: Eukaryota; Metazoa; Platyhelminthes; Trematoda; Plagiorchiida; Echinostomatidae. The record is from the annotation of a GenBank genome assembly.